CUUCCUCUUCUUCUUCUUCUUCUUCUUCUUCUCUCUCUCUCUCUCAUUUUCUGCAAUUUAUAAGUUUUUUGCUUCGGUUCUCCGCACGUAAAAUCUUCAUAUCUCUGUUUCUUGUUCAUUGAGUUUUGGCUUUUACAAGGGCUUUUGUUGGGGGGUAUUGUUGCUUUUAUUGAUGUUUGUGUUUCUGUUAUUGAAAAGGUUUUGGAUCCGAUAAACAUACAUUUUGAAGAUUUUGCUGGCGUUUGGUUGUUUUGAAAAAGGUUUCGCAUUUGAGCUCAAUAACAGUUUUCAGGAGUUUUCCACUUGAUGAACCGCUGUCCACCCAAUACUGACAAGAAAGCUUUGAAGCGGUGGUUUUUCAUUGACAAGAGGGUCAGACAAAUUUUUUUUCUGAAAUCAACUUCUUUGCAUUUGCUUGGACCAAGUGUCAACCAUCAUAUAUUUGAGGUGAUAUCUUUCUCAACAAGCACGAAAUUGAUGGACAUCAAAUCAAAUCACAACGCUCCUGUUCUCACUGGUACUGCACCAAUGAACAAGUCAAGAUUAGGCAUUCAUUCUAGUCUUUACUCACCUCCGGGUGUAGUUUUUUCUCCUGGACGCAUCUUAACAAUCCCAAGGAGGAAACCUGUUAAACUUGAUGAUGUGUGGUCCAGCUCUUGGCUGGAUGCGAUGAAAUCCUCAUCUCCUACCCACAGGAAGAAAGCUAAAAAUUCUGGCAAUGAGAUGGCAUCAACUGAUACUGAUGUUGCUUAUCACAAUUGGAUGCUUAAGUAUCCCUCAGCACUUGCGUCUUUUGAGCAAAUAAUAAAUAAUGCAAAGGGCAAGAGAAUAGCAUUGUUUCUGGAUUAUGAUGGGACGCUUUCCCCUAUUGUAGACAACCCAGACUGUGCCGUCAUGUCUAAUGCUAUGCGUGCUGCUGUGAAGAAUGUGGCACAAUAUAUCCCAACAGCAAUCGUCAGUGGAAGAAGCCGUGACAAGGUGUAUGAGUUUGUAGGACUGAAAGAACUCUACUAUGCCGGUAGUCAUGGGAUGGACAUUAUGGGCCCUGUCCGGCAAGGGUCUAAUGAUCAUCCAAACUGUAUUAGGUCCACUGACAAGCAGGGUAAGGAGGUGAACUUGUUCCAACCUGCUAGUGAAUUCUUACCUAUGAUCGAUAAGAUUUAUAGGUCCCUUGUUGAGACUACUAAGUCAAUUGAAGGAGCAAAAGUAGAGAACAAUAAGUUUUGUGUCUCUGUACAUUACCGUAAUGUGGAUGAGAAGCAUUGGAAAACAAUUGCACAAUAUGUCCAGGAAACACUAAAGGACUAUCCUCGUCUACGAUUGACACAUGGGCGGAAGGUUUUAGAGGUCCGGCCUGUGCUUGAUUGGGAUAAGGGUAAAGCUGUCGAGUUCUUACUUGAAUCCCUGGGCUUAAGUAAUUCUGAUGAUGUGCUCCCAAUUUAUGUUGGAGAUGACCGGACUGAUGAAGAUGCAUUUAAGGUUUUGAGAGAUGGAAAUUGUGGUUUUGGCAUCUUGGUGUCUUCUGUGCCUAAAGAAAGCAAAGCAUUUUACUCUCUCAGGGACCCAUCAGAGGUCAUGGUGUUCCUCAAAUCACUGGUAGUAGCGAAGAAAUCAAGUUCACUAUAAAUAUGAUAUACCGAGAAGAGCAUACUCUAAUUUAACAAACACCAACAUUUUAAAAAAAGAUACAUAUACAUAUAUAUAUUCUGAGAUUUACAAAAUCAAAAUGGUUUCACAAUGAAGAGCUUCAUUUUUUUAUUUCUUUUAAUUCUCUGUAAAUUCUUUUUCCUAAUAUUUCCUAAUAUCUCUCAGUAUUGGCUCCAAAGUAUAUUAGUCAUUUAUUUUUCUUUUUCUUGUCCCUAGUUUUGGCUGCUGAAUCUCCAUAUGGGUUAUACGUGGAAAUGUAUUCAUUUGUUAAUUUUUUUUAUUAUGUAAAUGCAAAUUUCUAUAUAUAUUUAUACAGAAUUUUAUACA
Molecule: messenger RNA, 1974 nt
Organism: Camellia sinensis
Lineage: Eukaryota; Viridiplantae; Streptophyta; Magnoliopsida; Ericales; Theaceae
Product: putative trehalose-phosphate phosphatase F
Biological process (GO): trehalose biosynthetic process
Molecular function (GO): trehalose-phosphatase activity
Source: RefSeq, a predicted model, not a curated record